Messenger RNA from Nelumbo nucifera (sacred lotus), 1081 nucleotides. RefSeq names its product thaumatin-like protein. Lineage: Eukaryota; Viridiplantae; Streptophyta; Magnoliopsida; Proteales; Nelumbonaceae. The record is from RefSeq and is a predicted model, not a curated record.
UUUUACAAUUACCACUACACCACAUCAGGGCCAAUACCAAACCAAAGACCCACUUCUCCUUUAUUUACGAAUAAAACAGACCAUCUGAAAUAAGUGUACAAACUCUAAUACUAAAGCGACACAUUCAGUAUCCCUGCUGCUCAACCAUGGAGGUGAUGCUGAGACCUCUUCUUACUCUACUCUUCAUCCUCUUCUUUAGCCACAUUUCAGUUGAGGUCUCAGCAACGACAAUUGCACUGUACAACAAAUGCUCGCACCCAGUAUGGCCAGGCAUUCAACCAGGUGCAGGCAAGCCCGUCAUCGCCCGAGGCGGAUUUAAGCUCAACCCCAACCAAGCCUACUCCCUCAAAGUCCCGGCCGGCUGGUCCGGCCGCAUCUGGGGUCGUCAGGACUGCUACUUCGACGCCUCUGGCAGAGGCUGCUGUGUCACCGGCGACUGUGGCGGGAACCUCUACUGCAAUGGCCUCGGUGGGACACCCCCAGCCACCCUAGCCGAGAUCACAUUCGGGGAACAAGAUUUCUACGACGUCAGCCUUGUCGACGGCUACAACCUGCCCAUCUCCAUCACCCCGUUUAGGGGCACCGGAAAGUGCAACUACGCAGGCUGCAUUAGCGAUCUGAAUGAGAUGUGCCCGGUCGGGUUGCAAGUCCGAUCUCGCGACAACCGGCGGGUGGUGGCUUGUAAGAGCGCUUGCUUUGCAUUCAAGUCGCCCAAAUACUGUUGCACCGGGACUUACGGCAACCCUCAGUCCUGCAAGCCAACUGCUUAUUCCAGGAUCUUCAAGUCUGCUUGUCCCAAGGCUUAUUCCUACGCCUAUGAUGACCCAACUAGCAUUGAGACCUGCCGUGGUGGGAGCUACUUGGUCACAUUUUGUCCUCACCAUUAGAUCCUUUCCUCUCUCUCUCUCUCAAUCUAUCUUUAGUCAGUGUUUGUUCACUAAGGCUAUAAUUAACCAGUGUUUCUCUCUUAUAUGAUCUUUCAGAAAUUACAGUUGUAAUCGAGUAAUAGCCUUUAUUACUCUCUUGGAAAAUUAUGAUGAGUGGGUUUUUAAUUUAUCUAUCUAUACUUCCUUUGCUUGAC